UGCUGCUACUGGGGGGUGGGGGGUACCAGGAUGCAGAGAUAAAGCUGCUUUGGACAGACUGCCGGGUGGAAGAGUUCCUUCUGGAAGUGGCCCUGUCUCUCGGGCAGAUGUGCUAAGGAAAUCCUCGGGCUGGACAGGCUGGGAGAUUGCCAGAAGCCAAGGCUUUGCAGCGCCUUAACCACAGCGCUUCCUCUCCUGGGAGAGCUCAGGACUCUUCCUACCAGGCCCUGGCUCGGACAGAAUGAAAGGUCUCCGCUGGCGUUACACUCGGCUGCCCAGCCAGGUGGAGGAUGCUCUGUCUGUGGAGGAGGGUGAGGAGGAGGAAGAGGAGACAGCCCCAGCCCCAGCCCCGGUCUCAGCUCCGGCUCCUGAAGAUCCGGUGGAGCCCCAGCUGGCAGAAGCCAGCCAGGUCCUAGGAGCCUCGGAGAUUAGGCAGCUCAGCCUCCACCUCCCCGCCAGAGUCUUGGGACAUCCCUGGAGCCUGGCCUUCUGCACAUCGAGAGAUGGCUUCAGCCUGCGGAGCCUGUACAGGCAGAUGGAAGGCCACAGUGGGCCGGUGCUGCUGGUGCUGAGGGACCAGGAUGGGCAGACACCAAUAUCAAGGAACUUCCACCUCAAGGCCACGGAGCUCACGUCUUCAAGAUGGAGCUCCUUCCUUAGCAGAAUGCCACUGACCGUGGAGAUGUUUGGAGCCUUCUCUUCCUCCGCCAUUCGACUCAGCAAAGGCUUCUAUGGUACCGGCGAGACCUUCCUCUUCUCCUUCUCCCCACAGCUAAAGGUCUUUAAGUGGACAGGAAGCAACUCUUUCUUUGUGAAAGGAGACUUGGAUUCACUGAUGAUGGGCAGCAGCAGUGGCCAGUUUGGGCUGUGGUUGGAUGGAGACUUGUACCGUGGGGGAAGCCACCCUUGUGCAACUUUCAAUAAUGAGGUACUGGCCCGACAAGAGCAGUUCUGCAUCAAGGAGCUGGAGGCCUGGGUCCUGAGCUGAAGACCCCGUGGGGGGCAGCUUCCUGAAGCAACAAAUGCUCAGACCUGCUCAUGAAUGCCUUCUGGAUCCUUCUUAGAGAGGGCUGCCCAUUUUCUCAGAAACCUGGAUGACUAUGGCUAUGACCAGACCUCCUCACGGCCUGGGGACCCGAGACAGUCCUGCAAGCAAGCUAUGUUCUCCGGUAGAGGUGACUGAAGGAGUAAAAGGGACUCACACCUCAUCUGAGCUGCACAAAGAGCCUCAUGAAAUUUCUUUUUAUUUAUUUAUUUUUUAAAGUAGGCUCCACGCCCAGCAUGGGGUUCAACCUCAUGACCC
Messenger RNA from Neogale vison (American mink), 1303 nucleotides. It is a transcript of the gene TLDC2, whose product is annotated as TBC/LysM-associated domain containing 2. The transcript has 8 exons. Lineage: Eukaryota; Metazoa; Chordata; Mammalia; Carnivora; Mustelidae. Gene Ontology annotation, biological process: response to oxidative stress. The record is from RefSeq and is a predicted model, not a curated record. The coding region runs from base 242 to 988 and encodes 248 amino acids. Gene Ontology annotation, cellular component: nucleus.